UAACCGAAUGAGCCCUUAAAAUGCAACUCGUUAAUAUUCUGUGGUUUGGUCUGUUGAUCACUCCACAGGCACUUGCUUUGAAUACCUGUGAAGGACAAUCAUUUGGCUAUAAAAUUACGAAUCCAGAGAAACCAGAAUCAUAUUUCUUAUGUUUGGGAUUUAUGGGUCUAAAACUGGACCAGAACUGCAAUGAUGGUUUUCGGUUCAGUCAGCAGCUUCAAACUUGCGUAGACAAGGAUAAGUCUACGAAAGAACCAACUGAAAACGUAACCCCAGAAAAACCGAUUUUCUUUAAUAUCUUUGGUUACUUUUGGCCAUCGUCACAGUCAACUGAAGUAAAAAAACCAGAAAACUCAUCUGUUAAAGUAAUAUCUCAAAGUGCAUUGCUAUUAAAUUCAGAACUUUCGGAGAAUGAAUCGGAACCAUUAAAUGAUGAUACAACGGAAGCUUCUGAAGAACAGGGGUCAACUUUAUCUACAGAUAACACAUCUGAUGACUUUAGUUACUUCUACAGUGGUGAUGGACCAACUUCAGAAGAGCCAUCGCUUUCCACUGUGACUGAUUCGAUUCAAGAUACGUCAACGGAAAAUGAUGUCAUAGUUUCAGACGAGCCAAGCUCUGAAGAACCUCUACCUGAAGACUCUUUCAUUCAACUAUCUCAAGAUAUUUUUGCAAACUCCAAUGAACACUUUCAGGAAAUUAACAUUUCAAGCUCAGAAGAGCCAUCUCAGGACACUUCGACUGAGGAAAAUAUUUCAAGUUCGGAGGAACCAUCUUCGUCAGAUGUUACUGAACCUUCCCAGGAACCAAGCUCUGAAGAACCCUUACCUGAAAACCCUUUUAUUGAACUGUCGCAGGAUAUUUUAGAGAACUCUAAUGAAGGGCCACCCCAGGAGACUUCGACUGAGGAAAAUAUUUCAAGUUCGGGGGAACCAUCAUCGUCAGAUGUUACUGAAGCUUCCCAGGAACCAAGCUCUGAGGAACCCUUACCUGAAAACCCUUUCGUUGAACUGUCGCAGGAAAUUUUCGAGAACUCUAAUGAAGAGCCAUCUCAGGAGUCUUCGACUGAGCAAAAUAUUUCAAGUUCGGAGGAACCAUCGUCGUCAGAUGUUACUGAACCUUCCCAGGAACCAAGCUCAGAGGAACUCUUACCUGAAAACCCUUUCGUUGGACUGUCGCAGGAUAUUUUCGAGAACUCUAAUGAAGAGCCACCCCAGGAGACUUCGACUGGUGAAAAUAUUUCAAGUUCAGAGGAACCAUCUUCUUCCGAUGUGACUGAACCAUCACAGGAACCCUUACCUGACAACGUUUUUAUUCAAUUGUCUCAGGAUACUUUCGUCAACUAUGACGAACCGUCUGAAAAUACUUUUGAUGAAGUUAACUUUUCAAGUUCUGAAGAGUCUUCUCAGGAUACUUCUGAAAGGGGUCAUGAUAUUUCAUCUCUGGAACCAUUGAAAAAUUAUCCAAUAUCUUCGCAUUUUACGAAAGAAUCUCCAAUCUCUAAAGGGGAGAAUUUAAUUCUUAGCCCAUUGCUAAGUGAGUUGUCGCCGACUAAGUCAAUCGAAGAGGAGCAUUCAAAUUCAAAGAAACAAUUGGGACUACAUGUCAUAUCAGGACACGAAAAACUAACACUUUGCAGCUUCUUACCAGAUGGAACAUUCCUACGGGACUUAAGGUCAUGCAACAAAUUUUUCGUGUGUGCAAAUAGUCGUAUUUUUGCAGGACACUGUCCAGAUGAGCUAUAUUUCGACAUUGACAACAGGGUAUGCAAUUUCCCUAGUCUCGUUGAAUGUAAAAUCGAUGAGAGGCACAUUUCUCAUCCCUUGAAUAAGAUUCUUUCGUUGGAAGCUAGCUCCAUUGCUGAGAGAGAUGCCAAUGAAGAUGUCACUUCCAAUGAAAAGGCAUCGUUGCCAAGUGAACUAAUAUCAGAAGUAUUACUAAACACUUCGAACUCUGAACCAGUGUCUGCACCCAAUGAAGAAUCAUCCGCAGAAGUCAAUAUACCUAAAGAAUUUGAAUCUUCUUCGGUUUCUCCAUCAGAAACGUAUCCUACUACUGAAGAACCUUCUUUAGAUAAUACUUCCACAGAGGAAUCCAUUCCAAGCCCUGAAGAACCUGCUCCUGAAAAACCAUCCACUCCCCUUCCCCAAGAACCAUCAUCUCGUCCUCCAAAAGAACCAUCUCCUGAAGGAAAGCCUACCUCUGCUCCCGAAGAGCCACCAACCCCUCCAUCAAAAGAACCAUCUCCGGGGGGCAAACCCACACGACCUCCAAAAGAGCCAUCUCCUGAAGGGCAGUCUACACCUGCACCGGAAAAGCCAUUAUCCCCACCUCCUAAAGAACCAGCUCCUGAAGGAAAACCUACCCCUGCUCCCGAAGAGCCUCCAAAAGAACCAUCCCCCGAAGGAAAACCUACCCCUGCUCCCGAAGAGUCAUCAACCCCACCUCCAAAAGAACCAUCUCCGGGGGGUAAACCCACACGACCUCCAAAAGAGCCAUCUCCUGAAGGGCAGUCUACACCUGCACCAGAAAAGCCAUUAUCCCCACCUCCUAAAGAACCAGCUCCUGAAGGAAAACCUACCCCUGCUCCCGAAGAGCCUCCAAAAGAACCAUCCCCCGAAGGAAAACCUACCCCUGCUCCCGAAGAGUCAUCAACCCCACCUCCAAAAGAACCAUCUCCGGGGGGUAAACCCACACGACCUCCAAAAGAACCAUCUCCUGAAGGGCAGUCUACACCUGCACCAGAAAAGCCAUCAUCACCACCUCCUAAAGAACCAGCUCCUGAAGGAAAACCUACCCAUGCUCCCGAAGAGUCAUCAACCCCACCUCCAAAAGAACCAUCUCCGGGGGGUAAACCCACACGACCUCCAAAAGAGCCAUCUCCUGAAGGGCAGUCUACACCUGCACCGGAAAAGCCAUUAUCCCCACCUCCUAAAGAACCAGCUCCUGAAGGAAAACCUACCCCUGCUCCCGAAGAGCCUCCAAAAGAACCAUCCCCCGAAGGAAAACCUACCCCUGCUCCCGAAGAGUCAUCAACCCCACCUCCAAAAAAACCAUCUCCGGGGGGUAAACCCACACGACCUCCAAAGGAGCCAUCUCCAGGAAGAAAGACUACUCCAUUUCCAAAAGAUCAGCCUUACGAAAAACCAUCUACUCCUGCCUCCGAAGAACUACCACGUACCGAUUGCACACUCUUACAAAACGGAGUCUUCCUUCGAGAUCCUCAGUUAUGUGGCAAAUAUUACGUCUGCAUCAAUGGCAAAGCCAUUCCUCAACACUGUCGAAACGGACUCUAUUUUGAUAUAAAGAAGAAAGUUUGCAAUUUUCCUAGUUUAGUUGAUUGCUCUAAUGGCAUCGAAGAGGCCGAAACAGAUGCACAUGUUUUGAAGAUUAAGAAAGGAUCGAUAACACUAGAAUCUUCUCCUAAAAAACCAACUCGUGUAGAAUCAUUGUCGUCUUUUGCUGUUGCUGAGGAGAUUGGAUCGUCGUCCCAAGAAGGCACCGAUUGUACCUACCUAGAAAACGGAAUCUUCCUACGAGAUCCUCAGCUGUGUGGCAAAUUUUACGUAUGCAGCAAUGGAAAAGCCAUUCCUCAACAUUGUCCAGAUUUCCUGCAUUUUGACUUAAAGAAAAAUGUUUGCAAUCACCCAAGUCUAGUUGAUUGCUCGAAUGACAAUGCAAGAUCCAAAGUACCUGACUGUGGCGACUUGCCAAACGGUGCUCAUAUCAGGGACGAUCAAUCGUGUAGUAAAAUUUAUAUAUGCGCCAAUGGUGUGCCCAUAGCACGACAAUGUCCCCAUGGUCUUAAUUUUGAUAUAAUCCAGGGCUAUUGCAAUAUACCCAGUCUAGUGAAUUGCUCCAUUAAAAACUCAAUAGAGGCAAAUUCCCUUCAAACUGAACGCGAUCUACCCGACUGCAGUGGCAAAGAGGAUGGUACCAGCAUACGGGACUCAAAGAUGUGCAAUAAGUACUUUAUAUGCCGCAAUGGACAGCCAAAAAUACAUUAUUGUACCUCUGGCAAUUGGUUUGACAUCGAUCGUCAGAUCUGCGCCAAUAAACGGAGUGUAGAGUGCAAUAUUGAAAUGUAAAUAAUCUGAAAUGCUUUGGUUAGCUAAAAAACGAAAAUUGUGCGGCUUAACGGGAUAGCAAAUGUUAACUUAUAAGUGGCGUAUAAGAAUUAAAUACAAUUUAGUAAGUCUUUACUAAUUAAUCGA
Molecule: messenger RNA, 4214 nt
Organism: Drosophila willistoni
Lineage: Eukaryota; Metazoa; Arthropoda; Insecta; Diptera; Drosophilidae
Product: msx2-interacting protein
Exons: 5
Coding region: 21-4088 (1355 amino acids)
Cellular component (GO): extracellular region
Molecular function (GO): chitin binding
Source: RefSeq, a predicted model, not a curated record